CGGCUCAUCAUCCUUUUCGUGUGCUUCACAACUUCAUCUCUCUCGCGUCACCAAUUCAAAACCCUCUACGCAAAGUUUCAGUUUUUAUUUAGUUUUCUUACAUACCCAUCAAACCCAAAUCCUCGAUCGGAUUAUGUUAAUCAAUUGCUAAUACCUUUCUCCGACUUCUUCUUCUUCUUCGCAAUCCGCCAUGGCCGCGGCUUUAAGGUCGAAUACGUCAAGAGAAACCGCUUCUCUCACACUUUCUCAGUUUAGAUACUUCUUCUUCAACCGUAUCCACACCGCUCGAACCGCCACGAGUCCUCAGUGUAAUCACCGUUCUAAAUCCCCCAAUAAAAUUUCCUCGCUUGGGACGAGUUUCUUGGAUAAUCGAGGAGGAGAGAGACGUAAUUCGACCAAGUGUUAUGCUUCACAGAAGCUCAACGGUGUUGGUUCUUCUGUUGUUAUGCUGAGCUCACAAGGAGACCCACCGGAUCUAUGGCAGCCUCCGGGUGAUGGAGUUUCUGUUAGGGUUAAUGGGUCAAGUGUUAAUUUGGGUCGUGGUGGUGGUGGUGGUGGAAGUAGUCCUGGUGGUCCUGGUAACGGAACUGGGUCGAAUUCGAAAGAAGAUUGUUGGGGUGGAUCCAAUCUUGGGUCUGAUUUUCCGACACCGAAGGAGAUUUGUAAAGGUUUGAACAAGUUCGUGAUUGGUCAAGAGAGAGCUAAAAAGGUACUUUCAGUGGCAGUUUACAAUCACUACAAGAGGAUACAUCACGAAUCAUCACAGAAACGGUCUGCGGGAGAAACCGAUAGCACUGCAGUGAAACCAGCAGAUGAUGAUAUGGUAGAACUAGAGAAGAGUAACAUUCUCCUGAUGGGACCAACUGGGUCAGGGAAGACUCUACUUGCGAAAACCUUGGCACGGUUUGUGAAUGUUCCUUUUGUCAUUGCGGAUGCAACCACACUGACUCAGGCUGGUUAUGUGGGAGAGGACGUCGAGUCUAUAUUAUACAAACUUCUCACAGUUGCAGAUUAUAAUGUUGCAGCUGCACAGCAGGGGAUUGUUUACAUUGAUGAAGUCGACAAGAUAACAAAGAAGGCAGAAAGCCUUAACAUCAGCAGAGAUGUAUCAGGAGAAGGUGUUCAACAAGCAUUGCUAAAAAUGCUGGAAGGAACAAUUGUAAAUGUACCUGAAAAGGGCGCUAGGAAACACCCUAGAGGUGACAAUAUCCAGAUAGACACAAAGGACAUACUCUUCAUAUGUGGUGGUGCUUUUGUAGACAUUGAAAAGACUAUCUCAGAGAGGCGCCAUGAUUCUUCAAUAGGGUUUGGUGCUCCUGUACGUGCUAACAUGAGGGCUGGUGGUGUUACAAACGCCGCUGUUGCAUCAAACCUAAUGGAAACUGUGGAAAGCAGUGACCUGAUUGCUUAUGGUUUAAUACCUGAGUUUGUUGGAAGAUUUCCAGUUCUCGUCAGUUUGUCUGCUUUGACUGAGAACCAACUUAUGCAGGUGUUGACAGAACCCAAGAACGCUCUUGGAAAGCAAUACAAAAAGAUGUAUCAGAUGAAUAGUGUAAAGCUGCAUUUCACGGAAAGCGCACUGCGGCUUAUAGCUAGAAAAGCAAUCACGAAAAACACGGGUGCUCGUGGCUUAAGAUCUCUUCUAGAAAGCAUCCUCAUGGACUCUAUGUACGAGAUUCCGGACGAGAGUACAGGCAGCGAUAUGAUAGAGGCGGUUGUGGUGGAUGAAGAAGCAGUUGAAGGAGAAGGGCGUAGAGGCUCUGGAGCUAAGAUUCUCCGUGGUAAAGGAGCAUUGGGUCGGUAUCUCUCUGAAACCAAAUCCAAGGAUUCCCCACAGACGACAAAGGACGGAUCAGAUGGAGAAACGGAGGUGGAGGCGGAGAUUCCAUCUGUUGUAGCAAAUAGUAGUAUCGAUUGCUUGAUCGAUAACGAUGAGAUCCAUCACAACCACCAAUUCUCAUCAACCAAGUCUCACGGCGGAGCCACCGUUGUAAUCUCUCCGGCGACGAGCGUUUACGAGCUCCUUGAAUGCCCAGUCUGCACCAAUUCAAUGUACCCACCAAUUCAUCAGUGUCAUAAUGGACAUACGUUAUGCUCGACCUGUAAAUCAAGAGUGCAUAAUCGGUGUCCGACGUGUAGACAAGAGCUCGGAGAUAUUAGAUGUUUAGCUCUUGAGAAAGUAGCUGAGUCGCUUGAGUUACCUUGCAAGUAUUACAAUCUCGGAUGCUCUGGGAUUUUCCCUUAUUAUAGUAAACUAAAGCAUGAGAGUCUUUGUAAUUUCAGACCUUAUAGUUGUCCAUAUGCUGGCUCGGAGUGUGUUGUUGUAGGUGACAUUACUUUCCUUGUUGCUCAUUUAAGAGAUGAUCAUAAAGUCGAUAUGCAUACUGGAUGUACGUUUAAUCAUCGUUAUGUUAAAUCCAAUCCACGAGAAGUAGAGAACGCUACUUGGAUGCUAACGGUAUUUCAUUGUUUUGGACAAUACUUUUGUCUUCAUUUUGAAGCGUUUCAGCUCGGUAUGGCUCCAGUAUAUAUGGCGUUUCUUAGAUUCAUGGGAGAUGAAGAAGAUGCACGAAAAUACAUUUACAGCUUAGAAGUUGGAGGCAGUGGGAGAAAACUCACAUGGGAAGGAACACCAAGAAGUGUCAGAGAUAGUCACAGGAAUGUCAGAGACAGUCACGACGGUCUUGUAAUCCAAAGAAACAUGGCACUCUUCUUUUCCGGUGGAGAAAGGAAAGAACUGAAACUUAGAGUCACCGGAAGAAUCUGGAAAGAGCAACAGAAUCCAGAUUCUGGUGUUUGCAUACCAAACCUCUGUGUGUAGCUGAAUCAAAACCUGCCAACUCUUCAAACCUAUCUUCAGGUGUUCGAUCUCUUCGAUUCGAUUUAGCUUUGGGUUUGUGAGUCUUUUUUGGUCCAGACAGCUUGUCGUUCAAAAGUGUGUUUAGAGAAGAAAAAAGAGUUGUUCCA
Molecule: messenger RNA, 2967 nt
Organism: Arabidopsis arenosa
Lineage: Eukaryota; Viridiplantae; Streptophyta; Magnoliopsida; Brassicales; Brassicaceae
Source: the annotation of a GenBank genome assembly